Brassica napus (rape) is the source of this 984-nucleotide messenger RNA. RefSeq names its product integrin beta-1. The record is from RefSeq and is a predicted model, not a curated record. The transcript is spliced from 2 exons. Lineage: Eukaryota; Viridiplantae; Streptophyta; Magnoliopsida; Brassicales; Brassicaceae. Bases 288 to 857 code for a protein of 189 amino acids.
GUUUGAUCAUUUGAAUUUAUUAUUAUUUUAUUGAUUAUAUAAAGAAAUAUGUUUAACUCAUAAAUUAAUUACAUUUAGAUUAUAAUUUAAUACUAUUGAGAUAUUCUUUACUUUAAGAUAAAUUUCGUAAAAGAAUUAUAAUAUAACAAAUUACACUAAUAACAUUGAAUUACAAAACAAGAAUAAUAUUAAAAUAAUUUCAUUAUCUAAAAUACAUCAUAAAAGCUAACUAUGAAGAGUAAGUUAGCUUUACAAUUGAGAAACACAAAAACUUCUAUACCCAAAAAAUGAAGAAAGUGUUCCUUAACUUUAUGCUAUUGUCUUUUCUUCUUGAUGUUGCCUUCCAUCUUGCAAAUGGAGCCGAGGUGAACCAUCAAGCGCAAUGUGACUCAGACCUUGAGUGUUACACCAUGCGUAGUUGUCUAACAGGUCCAGGAUAUUGCGACAAUGGAGUUUGCAAGUGUCCUAAAUUACAAGUUGUGGAUACAAAUGGAGCGGUUGUGAAUCAUCUAGGGCAAUGUGACACUGAUCUUGAGUGCUAUACCAUGCAUUGUGACAGAGGUGACGGUUAUUGCGAUCACAGCAACGUCGAUGGAGUUUGCAAGUGUCCUAAAACAUGCACCUCAAACCCUGAGUGCUCUGGCAUGGGUUGUGACACAGGUCGAGGAUAUUGCAACAACGGAGCUUGUAAGUGUCCUAAAUUACAAGCAGCGGAGACGAAGAAACACACAAAUGGAGUCGAUCUGAAUCAUCUAGGGCAAUGUGACACUGACCUUGAAUGCUAUACUAUGCCUAGUUGUAACAGAGGUAAUGGUUAUUGCGAUCAGAAAGACGGAAAGUGUAAGUGUCCUAAAUAGAGACACAAAUAAACAUGAGUAGAGCAUAUAUGAGUCUUAUGUUCCCGACUUAAAGCAAUUUGUAUCAAACUGCCCAAGUAAGAUAUAUGUAUCCCAAAAGAUUAUAAAUAUAUUAUUAAAAGACUAA